Messenger RNA from Alternaria burnsii, 1683 nucleotides. RefSeq lists its product as uncharacterized. NCBI's taxonomy places the organism in Eukaryota, Fungi, Ascomycota, Dothideomycetes, Pleosporales, Pleosporaceae. Gene Ontology annotation, molecular function: crossed form four-way junction DNA binding; Y-form DNA binding; DNA endonuclease activity. Bases 1 to 1683 code for a protein of 560 amino acids. Gene Ontology annotation, cellular component: mitochondrion. The transcript has 2 exons. The record is from RefSeq and is a predicted model, not a curated record.
AUGUUUCUCCCCACAGCACUCCUUGCUCUGAUCCACCUCGCACUCCCCGCCCUUUCCCACGCAUCUCCACAACCCGCUCUCAUCUCCUCAGACUGGGAAAUGUCCUUGGUACCCCGCCAUCAACUCUUCCUUCGUCAACUGUCCAACUUGCAGACCUUCGACGGCAACCUUGGUGGGACGCGUGCAUCCGCCAUCACAAAUUCUGGAGACAAAGAACGUCCGUUCCAAGUCGACGGGGAUACAUUUACCAGUUUCGAUACUGCGGCACAGAGAAGUUGCGAUAAUCAAUUUCAAGGGUGUAGUGAUACUGCAAACAAGAGUGGAGGAGGCGGCGACAAGGGGAAGAAGGGGAAGAAGAGGCAGGAUGGCAGCGGUCUGAGCGUGAACGACUGUGACGAGCAGAAAAUCAAUGGAAUACCUUUCCGGCGACCAUCUGAAUUGCUCAAUCCCUGGAGGGCCGACAAAAGGCUGUCAGUGCCAAUGGCACCAAAAUCCCGCGCUAUAACAGCGAAAGCGCUGCAAUCACUACUCGUACAUAUCGGCGCACCGUCAUCAGGAACAAAGGCAGUACUCCAAGAGCGUUUCCAACGCGUUAUCGGAAAGCCUCUACUUCCCAACAGCCAACCACCAUGGAGAACAUCAGAGUCCGCAAGCAGGAAAUUUCGCAUCAUGAGCAUCGAUAUGGGAAUCAAGAAUCUGGCAUUCUGUGAGGCAGAAGUUUCCUAUCCGUUCACGAACAGCCUAGAUGCGGGAAUGGAGAUUCUUAGAUGGGAGAAGAUCAAUCUUACCGAAGCCACACAUGAUGAAAUUCACGAACGAUCAGAAGUUACAACCACAGAGCAAAAUACGGCGGGUGCUGAUGAAGAGUCAGACCCAUACUCUGUGGAUGCUUUGUCUAAGACAGCGUAUGGAUUGCUCAGGAACACCAUUAUGACAGGGUCACCAGAUAUCAUCUUGAUAGAAAAGCAGAGGUGGAGAUCUGGCGGUAGCAGUGCAGUGCAGCAGUGGACUCUCCGCGUCAACACCUUAGAAGGCAUGUUGUGGGCGGUACUGCAAACUAUGAACGCAGAGCGGCUGUAUGGGGGAGCUGAAGCAUUAGGUACAGGAAACGUGUACGAGGUCUUCAGUGCAGAUCCAAAACGUGUGGGACAAUACUGGCUCACUCGGGCGACUAGGAACUCUCCGGAAAUCGACGAGAAGACCGAUAGAUCCACGGACGAUAUAGAAGCGGGAAGCGGAGAGGAAGGAGACAAGUCAGUUGCAAAAAAGAAGCCUAGUCGAACCAAGGCAGAGAAACAAGCCAAGAUCGCUCUCCUUCGCUCAUGGCUCACUUCAACACCUGCUUCCACAGCAUCUGUAACACGCGAUUCGAUACCAAGCAUAAUGUUCAGCAUAACGCCAGGCGCCGAAGCUACCCGUGAAGCGCUGUGCGGACCACUAGAGUCAAGAAAGCCUAAGAAAGCUAAAAGAGUCUCAACAGACACACUUCCCACACAAGGUCAACCCAAGAAGCUGGAUGAUAUCACAGACUGUUUCUUACAGGCUGCUGCAUGGGUUAGUUGGGAGUCAAACCGCCUACAGCUUCAGGAGGUGUGGAAGCGGAAGAAUGGUAGCAAUGAAACCAGGUUAGGACUGACGGAUGAGGUCUUGUUAGAGAUGGUUCAGAAGAUAGGGGAGUCUUGA